Molecule: messenger RNA, 5044 nt
Organism: Arvicola amphibius (Eurasian water vole)
Lineage: Eukaryota; Metazoa; Chordata; Mammalia; Rodentia; Cricetidae
Gene: Man2c1
Product: mannosidase alpha class 2C member 1
Exons: 26
Coding region: 1762-4956 (1064 amino acids)
Biological process (GO): oligosaccharide catabolic process; mannose metabolic process
Molecular function (GO): alpha-mannosidase activity; carbohydrate binding
Source: RefSeq, a predicted model, not a curated record
AAAAUGAAAUUUUUAAAAAAAAUUUUGUGUGUACACUUGUAUGUGUGUGCAUACGCACCAAGGUGCAAGUAUGGAAGUUAGAACAACUUGAAGUCAGUUCUAGGGAUCAAACUCAGGUUGUCGGGCUUGACUAUAAGUGUAUUAAUCUGUGCUGUUAGUACCUUCACCCAUCUGUCUAGACCCCACUUUUUAAGUUACAUAAGUUGAACAUUAAGGAUCUUCAAAUAUGAUUGACUGGACUUCCUAGCCCUCAUAGUUAGAAUUGGGUAUCAUGUUAUUUUCCAGUUAAAAAAAAAAAUCACUGGUACCUGGGCCCCACGUGGUAGAAGGAGGGACUGUGUGGUCGUCAGUCCUCGACCUCUCCCCCUCCCCAUAAAAUGUAACAACGUUUUUUAGAUUCUCAACAUUACCAUAAUGAAAAAAAAUGGCUCCUGAGUUUUCAAAAUACAAAGUGAGCUUCUUUUAUUUGUCUGACACAGGGCAUGUGUAGCCAGGGUUCCCAAGUUCUAGAAUACAGAUGUUUUUGUCCCUCUUGAAGGUGGCAGAAAGCCUAAUGAAAAAGCAUUUUCAUUAGAACAACAGCUGAGGCAGCAUGCCAGGAAGACGGAAUCUGAUUUCCUUGGCCAUAGUUCACCCCUUCCUCUGCUCCCUCAAGACAGUGCUGGCCUGGCAGGAAAUGGGUCUGAGUAGAGUUUUCUGUUAGUCUUACUGUGUACAACACCUUCCUGCAGGUCAGGAUAGGAUUUUAGGUCCGUUUCAGGAGAGAAAGUUCUUGGGACUAAUAAAACAUGUAACUUUGGUCAAGCUUUCACAAAGCAGAAAGUUAUCUUUAAAUGACAUUUGGACGGCCGUGUUUUUUGUUGUUUUUCCGAGACGGCUUCUCUGUACAGUCCUGGCCAUCCUGGAACUCGCUUUGUAGACCAGACUGGCUUUGAACUCACAGAGAUCCCUCUGCCUCUGUUGCCCUGCUCCCCGCCCAGUGCUGGGAUUAAAAGCGUGCGCCAACCACGCCCAGAUCUUGUUCGUUUUUUUCUAAAUAACCUGAAUUUGAAAUGCAAACCCAGUUAUUUCCAUUAAAACAGGCUAGUUAUACUGAUCCUCUAUGUUUUCUUCUAGCGGUUUUACAGAUACUCUGGCAAACGUUAAAGCUGGAGGUCGGCUUUUGGCAUUAAAACUUCUUGCACUUGUUGACCUGCUGCAUCAAAAUUCCAGACAUUUUGGUGGUGGACAACAGUGAUGUAUAUAAUGUAUGUAAAAGGCCCUUUCCCCUAUUCUUAAUACACUGCCGAAUAGGUUGACCACAUACCCGAGGCAGCCUCCUUUUCAUAUUUUGCAGAUAUUAAUGCUCCCGUAAGUGAAGCCACAGGGAAGCAAAUUAACUCGAUUUGGGGAAUCCCGCAUCAGGGCCUAAUUUUUUUCCAGGACCUUCCAGAGGUUCCACGCUCUUCAAAGUCUUACAUAGCCCAAGCUGUUCUCAAAUCCCUAUGUCGCCAUGGAUAUCCUUCAAUUUACACUCCCGCCUCCACGAACCCAAGACUUCGUGCAUGCUAGGCAAGCACUCCUUACCGAACCACAUAACCAGCUCAAACUUACCAUUUUAUUUAAGGAUAAUUUACCCAGCUGUCUGACAGCUGGGAUGAGAAGAGAACCGCGAAGGCGCAGCUUCCGGUUUUUACCAGGAUAGCUCCCCAAAGUCAGCAUCUUGCAAAAGCUGCUGGUGUCCCAAGAAAAGCUGCUCGGGCCAGGAAAGGUGCUGGUCGAAUGCCGGAACCUUUGGUUCCAGGCGGUGCAGCGACCCGGCAGCACCAAGGAUCUUCCGGGGAGAGAAGUGGGCGCAUCGCCAUGGCGGUAGCCCCGUUUUUGAAGCAUUGGCGUACCACUUUUGAGCGGGUGGAGAAGUUCGUGUCCCCGAUCUACUUCACAGACUGUAACCUCCGCGGCAGGCUCUUCGGGGACAGGUGCCCGGUAACACUUUCCAGCUUCCUAACGCCGGAGAGACUUCCCUACGAGGAGGCGGUGCAGCAGGACUUCAGCCCUGCGCAGGUCGGCGACAGCUUCGGACCCACAUGGUGGACCUGCUGGUUCCGGGUAGAACUGGUCAUCCCAGAAGCGUGGGUGGGUCAGGAAGUUCAUCUUUGCUGGGAAAGUGAUGGAGAAAGCCUUGUCUGGCGUGAUGGGGAACCUGUCCAGGGUUUGACCAAAGAGGGUGAAAAGACCAGUUAUGUCCUAACUGAUAAGCUGGGAGAAGGAGACCCUCGGAGCUUGACCCUCUACAUAGAAGUGGCCUGUAAUGGGCUUCUGGGGGCUGGGAAAGGGAGCAUGAUUGCAGCCCCUGACCCUGAGAAGAUGUUCCGACUGAGCCAGGCUGAGCUGGCUGUGUUCCAUCGUGAUGUCCACAAGCUCCUGGUGGACCUGGAGCUGCUACUGGGCAUGGCCAAGGGCCUCGGGGAAGACAACCAGCGCAGCUUCCAGGCCCUGUACACAGCCAAUCAGAUGGUGAAUGUGUGUGACCCUGCCAAGCCUGAGACCUACUCAACAGCCAAGGCCCUGGCCUCCAAGUUCUUUGGCCAACAUGGAGGUGAAAGCCAACAUACCAUUCAUGCCAUGGGGCACUGCCAUAUUGAUACAGCCUGGCUUUGGCCCUUCAAGGAGACUGUGCGGAAAUGUGCCCGGAGCUGGUCAACAGCUGUAAAGCUCAUGGAGCAGGACCCUGAGUUCGUCUUUGUCUGCUCUCAGGCACAACAGCUCCAGUGGGUGAAGAACCACUACCCUGGCCUGCAUGCUCGGCUCCAGGAGUUCGCCUGCCGUGGACAGUUUGUGCCUGUGGGGGGCACAUGGGUAGAAAUGGAUGGGAACCUUCCCAGUGGAGAAUCCAUGGUGAGGCAGUUCCUGCAGGGCCAGAACUUCUUUCUGCAAGAGUUUGGGAAGGUGUGCUCUGAGUUCUGGCUGCCAGACACAUUUGGAUACUCGGCACAGCUCCCCCAAAUCAUGCGUGGCUGUGGCAUCAAGCGCUUUCUGACACAGAAACUGAGCUGGAACUUGGUCAACUCCUUCCCACAUCAUACCUUCAUCUGGGAGGGGCUGGAUGGCUCCCAAGUGCUGGUCCAUUUCCCACCUGGAGACUCAUACGGAAUGCAGGGCACUGUGGAGGAGGUGCUGAAGACCGUGACCAACAACCGGGACAAGGGGCGGACCAACCACAGUGGCUUCCUCUUUGGCUUCGGGGAUGGGGGUGGUGGCCCCACACAGACCAUGCUGGACCGCUUAAAGCGGUUGAGCAAUGCUGAUGGGCUGCCCAGGGUGCAGCUGUCGUCUCCUGAACAGCUCUUCACAGCACUGGAGAGAGAUUCGGGACAGCUGUGCACGUGGGUUGGGGAACUCUUCCUGGAACUGCACAAUGGCACCUACACUACUCACGCCCAGCUCAAGAAGGGGAACCGGGAAUGUGAGCAAAUCCUUCAUGAUGUGGAGCUGCUGAGCAGCCUGGCCCUAGCCCGCAGUGCCCAGUUCCUAUACCCAGCUGCCCAGCUGGAGCACCUCUGGAGGCUCCUACUGCUCAACCAGUUCCAUGAUGUGCUGACUGGAAGCUGCAUUCAGCUGGUGGCAGAAGAUGCCAUGAGCUACUAUGAAGACAUCCGUUCCCAUGGCAACACACUGCUCAGUACUGCAGCCGCGGCCUUGUGUGCUGGGGAGCCAGGUCCUGAGGGCCUCCUUAUUGUCAACACGUUGCCCUGGAAGCGCACUGAAGUGUUGGCAUUGCCCAAGCCUGGUGGGGCUCACAGCCUAGCCCUGGUGACAGUGCCUAGUGUUGGCUAUGCUCCUGCUCCCACCUCACUGCAGCCCCUGCUGCCCCAGCAGCCUGUGUUUGUGGUGCAGGAGACUGAUGGUUCUGUGACUCUGGACAAUGGCAUCAUCCGGGUGAGACUGGAUCCAACUGGCUGCCUUACUUCCCUGGUCCUGGUGGCUUCUGGCAGGGAGGCCAUUGCAGAGGGUGCCCUGGGGAACCAGUUUGUGCUGUUUGAUGAUGUGCCGUUGUACUGGGAUGCAUGGGAUGUCAUGGACUAUCACCUAGAGACACGGAAGCCUGUGCGGGGCCAGGCAGGGACCCUGGCAGUAGGCACUGAAGGUGGCCUUCGGGGCAGUGCCUGGUUCCUGCUGCAGAUCAGCCCCAGCAGUCGGCUCAGCCAGGAAGUUGUGCUGGACAUUGGUUGCCCCUAUGUCCGCUUCCACACUGAGGUGCAUUGGCAUGAGGCCCACAAGUUCCUGAAGGUGGAGUUCCCUGCUCGCAUACGGAGCCCCCAGGCUACCUAUGAGAUCCAGUUUGGGCACCUUCAGAGGCCUACCCACUAUAACACCUCUUGGGACUGGGCUCGAUACGAGGUGUGGGCCCAGCGCUGGAUAGAUCUGUCUGAGUGUGACUUUGGGCUGGCCCUGCUCAACAACUGCAAGUACGGAGCAUCAGUGCGGGGCAACGUCCUCAGCCUCUCACUGUUGCGUGCACCUAAGGCCCCAGAUGUUACUGCUGAUAUGGGGCGCCAUGAAUUCACCUAUGCCUUGAUGCCACACAAGGGUUCCUUCCAAGAAGCUGGUGUUAUCCAUGCUGCCUACAACCUCAACUUUCCUCUGCUGGCCCUGCCAGCUCCAGGCCCAGCGCCUGCCACCACCUGGAGUGCCUUUUCUGUAUCUUCACCCGCAGUUGUAUUGGAGACUAUCAAGCAGGCUGAGAAGAGCCAUCAACACCGCACACUGGUUCUAAGGCUGUAUGAGGCCCAUGGCAGCCAUGUGGACUGCUGGCUAUACACGUCUUUGCCCAUUCAGGAGGCCAUCCUUUGUAAUCUCCUGGAGCAGCGAGACCCUACUGGUCACUUGUCCCUUCGUGACAACCGCCUGAAGCUUACCUUUUCUCCCUUUCAAGUGAGGUCCCUUUUGCUGGUGCUUCAGCCUCCACCAAACUGAGUCAUGUUGUGGAAAGCUUUGGGAACUGCUCAUUUCCACCUCCCCAUCCCAAAACAAGCAUCUUGUGCAAUAAAUGCUUAGAUUAGCA